Molecule: messenger RNA, 3243 nt
Organism: Penicillium subrubescens
Lineage: Eukaryota; Fungi; Ascomycota; Eurotiomycetes; Eurotiales; Aspergillaceae
Exons: 1
Coding region: 1-3243 (1080 amino acids)
Source: RefSeq, a predicted model, not a curated record
AUGAGAAGGUGCUUGAGCCCCGGCCGGCUUCUGCGAAUUGGCCGCGUGCCAGUUGUGCCUCGCCCGCCUGCUCUCUCGCACUCGUCGGUAUCCCGCCUCCAGGCCCGGUUCGCCUCGACGAUAGACCGGAGAACGCUCACCGACGACGAAUAUCAACUUCUUUUCUCAUACAAUGGACCCCCCUCUAUUCCCCUCGACUCAAACCAGAAGUCCAAUCCCGCGAGUUGGAUACCUGUAUUAGAAAAAUGUGCGCCGGCACGCACUGCGCCGACGCAGAAACAGACAAAACCCACCCAGCCUAAGGAGCAGGUAGGGUCUCUGUUCGAGCACGAAAAUGAGCUCCGUCGGGCCCAUUCGCUGAUGGGAUAUCUAUGGCUGUCGAGAACACAUUCAAACUUGGAUCUUUUGGGGCAUCUGGGAUUCGAACUCAACCAGUGGUCUGCCGUGCAUGCCUACUUGACCCAGCUCAUCGACGCAUAUGAAACCCUCCUUCCGUACAUGGCGUCGCAAAAUGCUUUUCAGGGAUUUGAUUGGAAUGUGGAUGGUCUGUCCUUGGAAGAGCUUACAGCUAGAGAUGUUCGACGCCCAGCCCAGUCGAUGAAGCCACUUCCACCGUCCGAUAUAAUUCCUCUCGAUCUUCUGACCGAACGGCCCGCUGCGCGGGAUCUGGGCGAUAGGUUUUUAGGAGAGGUCUUGCUCAACCUAGGCCUUAUCGUGCUAAGGGCUGCCGACGCACCAAAACAAGAAGCCAACCUCGCCAUGUCCUCUGUGUUCCGCAUUCUUGCUCGCCUGCAUCAUCUGGAUUUGAUCUCAGACAGAGUUUACCAGUAUCCGAGAAACGAUCCCAGCCAAGUCUCAUUCCGCCCUCCCGGUCUCAAUCUACUAUCAAGUAAUAUUAUGAGUGUUUUGUCCGAUGCUGCAUGGAUUGAACACGAAGCUGCGCUCGCAACAGCGGCCACCGAGGCUGGUGAAGAGCCACCAUUCCUCCCAUUCAAGGUUGGGGUCCGUGAGCUUGGCCCUGAGAUCUGGUUUGAGCUGGUUCUCUGGUGCUGUGUCGAGCAUGGAUUCACCAAGCAGGGCGCAUCUUUGGUCAAGGAGAUGAGCCAGCGAACCGGCGACAAGGCAUGGAAGAUCGACAGCUGGGCACCUCUGAUACGGGAUCUCGACAUCGUGCAACAAACCAAUGUCAGCACCGAGACUACCUGGCGUCGGCCGAGCGAAACCAACCCCCAUCAGACAUUCAAGCGCCAAGACAAACCCCCGUUCAAUGGUCUCGGAAAACGGACUAUCAGCACGGAAGUAGUUGCAAGCCUGCGAAGUGGGUUGGUCAACAAGGCCUUUAACGGCGUAGGAUUUCACGGUGCGACUCCCUCGGACAUUCUCCAACAAUCGGCAUCUUUGAACGCAUUGCUCGAACCGACAACUGCCCUCGAUGAUCUCAGGCCAACGAACAAGGCCACAAAUUGGCACCUUAUCAGGGUUCUCGAGUCGGGCUGUCUGAACCCCCAUGAAGACCCAACUUUGUUUGAGCGACUAUUACGGUCUACUCAACACGUGGUGCCACCGUGGGGAGGAUACGGCUUUUCAUCAGACCAAGACCUGAGCGACGUGACGAGAGCGCAGUUAUAUGAUGAAAGUGCUGCAAUCGCUGGGUUGGUGGAACUUAAUGUCAAGGCCUAUGCCUAUAAACGCCAAGCUGGCCGCGCUUUCUAUCAGUACGCCUGGCUACAAAAUAUCGUCGAUGCUAGCAAGGCCUACCACAUUCAAGCAUUCUUCGAACAGCUCAGCCUUGCAAAGUCAGAAGUCCUUCCCUUCUUCGACUCCCAGCGAUUCGACGCGCAGGAAGGCGACUCAUCGUCCCUGCCACAGAUUUCGAAUGUGACCUUGGCUGAACUUCUUGACCUGGCCGCUGUCAACCGCGCUUAUGACUUUGGUAACUAUUUGCUUUUCAAUGACGCCAUUGAUGGUCCUGCGAUUCCAGCUUCUGCAUACGGCGACCAAGUUAUUGCGCCAUCAAUUCUCCGUUUUGCCUCUGCUUCGCAGAAUACCGAGCUAUCUGAAAAGGUCGUUUCUUCGCUCAGCAUGCCACUCUCUGUCAACAUGCUGAAAGCCUUGGUCAACUCCUAUAUCGACAUGGAAAACUGGGACCGCGCGAUUGUUACACUUGAGUACCUUCGUGAUUUCAGACUGAAGUCAUGGGGCUUCAGUAAUCUCACUGCGCUAGGAGCGAAGAUUAUUCGACUGGAUGCGUCUAUCAAACACCAGGAAUCCAUGGGAGGUCCCGUGGACGAGAAAUUCAUCAAAAGCCUCGAACGUGCCAAUGAUCUUUUCCUACGCUUCUACCGCAUGGAGUUCAAUACGCCUGCUGCCAAAAAUCGCCGUGUCACAGCUUUCCAGCGGAAUGUCUUGUUGCGUCUGCUCUCUGUAUUCCGAACCCUUCCUGGCCACAUUUCAGAUCUCGCCAAACAGGCCGACCUCAAGGUUCCCCCACCAGGCCACCUAAAACUCCAAUACAUUCCUGCGGUCUCUUUCCACAGCCUCCUGUCCGCCGUUGUGGACACGUACGGCAGCACAUACGGCUUGAACAUGUGGUUCAAAUGGUGUAUCCAUCGUCUGCCACCUGACCGUGUCCGUCAACGAGAAGGCGGCCUCACUCGCCUCCCUGCUCGCAAAGAAAUGUCCUGGCCCCAAGGCGACCCAACUUUCAGCAUGGACUGGCUCAAACACACACAAAAGCGAGCCGUAGUCCCCAACUACAACACCAUCCGCAUCAUCGCGCAAGCCGCCAUGCGAGAAUUCGAAGUGGAGCGCCACCCAAGUAAAUCCAACAACCCGACCUCCUCAUCCCUACCCAUCCCCCGCAACCAACAACUCCCCUUCUUCGCCCGAGGCCGCAUAUACAAACCCCUAAUCUCCCGCUUCGAAUUCCAAGGCCUCCCCGUCGGCGGCGGAAAACCACCCCAAACCGCCCCCGAAGCCUCGCUCGACUUCGCCGUCUGGAUGUUCCUCCGCCACGGCAUGCCGCAGGAUCAGAUUGAUCUGGAAAUCCCUGGCUACAUAUCACGCAUGUGUAGUCGUGGUGUCUUUCAUAACCCAGAGAAGCGGACGCGAGAUCGUAUUUGGGAAAUCCGGCGAGACCCUUUUAUGUCAUCGGGUCCGUUUUGGAUGACGAUGCCUCGUAAGGGUAAAGGUGGGCAACGGGCGAAGGCGAAGACUUUGCCGGAAUCCCAGAAUCCCAAGUGA